AGGGCCAGCACUCUAACGACGACGCUAUCUCUGAGGGCCAAGUCUAGAUAUAAACAAUUAAAACCUCAUCCAGCCUUGCCUUAAGUCUAGUAGUGCAUUGAGUCUAAAUCUAGAUCUAUAUAAUAUAUAGGGAGACUUUAGACUAGCGUAAAGAAUGGCAAGAUUAUUGGACUUCGUCUUCUUUGUAUACUUCCUUACUCACAUCCCUAUUUCUCUGUUGGUGGAUUUUCAAGCACUUCUACCGUCAGAGUAUUAUCCACAGCAGUUGAUUGACCUUAAAACAUGGUACUGCAGAGAAUAUCGAGAUUCAAUGAUGGCAUCUCCUCCGUCAUGGUUCAAGUCUCUCAUUAUCUGUGAAGUCAUUCAGUUCCCAUUUUUCUUUUUUGGAGUUUAUGGAUUUUUUAAAGGUGCCAAGCAAUGCAGAUGGUUACGCUGGCCUUGUGUUGUCUAUGGAGUUCAUGUGGCUACUACACUGGUACCCAUCAUUGGCUAUGUUCUGUUGGAAGAUUUCUCUAAAGCUACACUGCCCAGUCCUCGCAAUAUGACAGAGAGACUAACUCUGUUAGGUUUUUAUAGCCCCUACCUUGUCAUUCCAAUUCUCAUAGCACUGGAUGCUUUGUUUAGUUCAGCAUAUACAGAUUACAGAGCAGCAUCUAAUCAGAAACCCAGAGACAAGAAAAUUAAGUAGGGCAUAUCAUUUGAUAAUCAUUUCUUCAUAUAUUGAAAAUGAUAAAAAUUUAUAUAACUGGGUAUUCUAUUAGUUUUGAAAAGAGUUAAAGUUGGUUUCAUGUUUCAAAUUGAAAUUUUUAUGCAGAUUUAUUUUCAACACAGGCACAAAAUUUUCAUUCCACUUCCUUACCCAGCCAACAUUAAUUUUUUUAGGGUUUGCUCUAAUUAGUUUAUUGUUGGAAUUGUUUACAGAACUUAAUUAGAUUAGCCACAAACAAUUAUUUCAAUUUUAUAAGAUGCAUAUUGAUUUAACUCUUUGUGCUGAGGUCUGUACCACCUGCCAACCAACUUUGCAGCAUAUUUGGUUUUUUAAUGACAUGCCAUUAAUGUGUAGUAGACUUAUUUGAAUAGUUUAAAAAUAAUUGUAUUUUGUUUAAAAUCAUUUUACAAUUACCAGGUAGCUCAAAUAUAUAUGCUUUGUGCAGUCUUUAAUAUAUUAGGAAUUUGUUUUUAACAAAUUAGUCAUUGGUUAGGUGAGUUACUGAGGCUUCUGUGUAUGUCAGUGAGAUUUGAGAGUAUAUAUGGAUAAUAGAACACCUGACUUAUGAACUUUUGUAUUCAUGUAUACACAACUUUCAAGUUAUUUAGUUUUAUUUAUGUACAUUAUAAACACCAUUGACUUGAAAUGUAUUGCUGUAAUUUUUUUUAUUCUUCUUUACAUGUGUUACACACGAUUAAUGACAUUUAUUACUCAUUAGAAGUUUGUAAGCAUUGUUUUAGUAAUGCAUCUAAGUGUGGUUACAUUGUAUUAUACAAAUGAAUGUCAAAAGAAUUAUCAUUAUUUAAAAAAAAAUGUUUAAAGACUGCUGAAUGUAACUGCUGCAUUAUGAACCAGUUUUGUUUAAUUUGUUUAGGCUCAUAGCAUUGAAGAGUAAAUCUACAAAAAUACUAAAGAAACGUGUAUACAUCUUACAGGUAUACUAUCAAGGGAGGUAAAAAAAAAAAGAUCUAAAACUUGUCUUUUAUUUGUUAACACAAGUUACUUCCUUUAUUGCAGAAGUCUACUGUGAAUUCUCUAACACCUACAUUAUUUAUUUUUUUUAAAUUAAGGACUUGGUGAUAUUUUGUAACAUUGACUUCUAAAGUCAAACUUAGGUCUUGGUAGUAUUUUGUAACACUGAGUCUUUUGACUCCAAAAGUCAAAACUUUUAAGAACCAACUCUUCAGCGCUGAUUAUGUUUUCUGUUCAUGUAUGUUGGUGUGUGUGUUUUACUUUAAUGUCUAUUUUUCAUGUUACCGGUACUUGACAAAAAGCAAACAUUAAACAAUUAUCUGACAUAUUCAA
This is a messenger RNA of Biomphalaria glabrata, 2014 nucleotides long. RefSeq names its product sigma intracellular receptor 2-like. The record is from RefSeq and is a predicted model, not a curated record. The transcript has 3 exons. Gene Ontology annotation, cellular component: endoplasmic reticulum. The coding region runs from base 155 to 688 and encodes 177 amino acids. NCBI's taxonomy places the organism in Eukaryota, Metazoa, Mollusca, Gastropoda, Planorbidae.